GUGAAGGGAGAGGAGGAAAGGGGGGGGGGGGGGAGUGUGUUCGGCUCGGCUCGGCUCGGCUCGGCUCGGCUCGGCUCGGCUCGGCUCGGCUCGGCCAUGAAGGCGCUGAGGGUUUUCCUCCCGCUGCGGCCCCUCGCCUGGGCAGCUCCUGAGAAACCCCGGGAAGCGCUGUGCUUGCUCCGGCCUAGCAAGCGGUGGUCGCCGCCAGGGUGGAGGCCGUGGUGCUCCUCACAGAACCUGCCCCGUAGUGGCCCGAGAGAGAGCCCUGCUGGAGAGGAGGAGGAGGAUGAAGGUGUGGAGUUCGGGACGCUGUCUAAUAAAUUUUCUUCUAGAAAAUUUUAUCACAAAACCACCUCAAGCUUUCGGAAUUUAAAGCUUCAAGAAGAAGAAGAGGACAAACCAGAAGGAAAACGACGGCGCCGUCCCAGGAACACCCCGUACUGGUACUUCCUUCAGUGCAAAGCCCUCAUCAGAGAGGACAAGCUGGCAGAGGCUCUAGAGCUGUUUGAGGUGCAGAUGCUGAAGGAGGAGCGUUUGCAGCCAGAAGAAAGCAACUACACUGUUCUCAUCGGUGGCUGUGGCAGGGUUGGCUACGUCAAGAAGGCAUUCAGGCUCUACAAUGAUAUGAAAAAGAGAGGCCUGACCCCCAGUGAGGCCACGUACACAGCCCUGUUCAAUGCCUGUGCUGAGUCUCCCUGGAAGGACUCUGGGCUGCAGAGUGCCCUGAAACUGAGGCAGCAGCUGAAGAGCAAGAACAAGGAGCUGAACCUGGUCACCUACCAUGCACUGCUGAAGGUCUGUGCCCUCUGCUCAGAUCUCAGGAUGUGCUUGGAUGUCCUGAAGGAAAUAGUCCAGAAAGGCCACGUUCCCACAGCUGAGACCUUCAGCUUCCUCCUCAUGGGCUGCAUAAAGGACAGAGCCAGUGGCUUCCGAUACGCCUUGCAGGUCUGGAAAGAGAUGGCAGGAUUAGGGAUAAAAGGUAACAGCCACACCUACAACCUGAUGCUGCGUGCUGCCAGGGACUGCGGGAUCGGUGACCCGGCCCUGGCAUCCCAGCUCCUGCUCACACCCACCCACCAGCACUGCCCUCAGCUGAGGCUGACACCUGGCAGGCAGAAGGGGAAAAGCCAGAAGAAAGGAUCAGAGGAAGCAGCUGCUGUCCAGCUGGAUGUGGAAGCUAUGGAAAACCAAUUAUUUCAGGAGGGUUUGGUGCAGCCUGAAAAUCUGCUCCAGCUACAAAAUAAAGAAGUACCCUGGGCUGACACAGAACCAGCUGCUCUCAGCACAGCUCCCAGCAGGACUGGAGUGUUGGUGAGAAGCCAGAACGAGAUGGAGCAGCAACAAGCACACCCCAGCCAGGAGCUGUGUUCCUGCAAGCUGCCCAACUUGCUGGAUUCUGUGCUGCCCAACGCAGCUGUGGUUUCCCUGGGGACAGUGGCCAGGCCAUCCGACAGGCUGGUUCUGAUGGGGGGUGUGGAGGGCUUCCUGAGGAAGAUGAAAGAGGACAAUGCAGAACCCAACAUUAAAACAUUCACCUUGCUGGCUGAGCUGGUGGAACCCCAGAGCCCCUCCGAGUCCUCUUUGCUGGCACUCGUGGAUGAGCAUAAAGUGAAUGUGGAUGUGACCUUCUUUAACACCUUAAUAAGGAAGAAAAGUAAACGGGGAGACCUGGAAGGAGCAAAGAGCCUGCUGCCAGCUCUGGUGAAGAGAGGACUCUCACCCAACCUCCAGACCUUCUGUAACCUGGCAAUUGCUUGUCACCAAGAGGAGGAUGGGCUGCAGCUGCUCACAGAUCUGAAGAGGUCUGGAGUAACUCCCAACAAGUUCAUCUACAGCACCCUCAUCUCUGCUGCAGUCAGGCACCUGGAUUACCACUACCUCACCCAGAUCCUGAGGGACAUGAGGAACAACCAGGUGCCUCCCAACGAAGUCAUCAUCCGCCAGCUGGAGUUUGCAGCACAGUACCCUCCAAAAUUUGACCGGUACAAGUCAAAGAACAUAUACCUGGAGAAAAUUGAUGGUUUCCGUGGCUACUACUUCAGGUGGUUAAAAGUGAUGGCAGGAGAGGAGACCCCACACCCCUGGGCAAAGUACCGAGUGGCCAAAGCUGGGGGAGGUGAUGAUAAGGAGGAGGUUGAGCAGGAGCAGAGGGAGCUGUGAGGAGGAGGAGGAGGCUGAAGUCCUGAAUCAUCCUUGUGCUGGGAGGACUUGGAACUUGGUCCCUGUAACUGAGCUGCUUUGUAUUCCCAUGAUUUCUCAUGGUAACUACAUAAUAAAAUAUUUAUCCUUUGUUCUAA
Calypte anna (Anna's hummingbird) is the source of this 2297-nucleotide messenger RNA. It is a transcript of the gene PTCD1, whose product is annotated as pentatricopeptide repeat domain 1. Gene Ontology annotation, cellular component: mitochondrial matrix. The coding region runs from base 97 to 2160 and encodes 687 amino acids. Lineage: Eukaryota; Metazoa; Chordata; Aves; Apodiformes; Trochilidae. The record is from RefSeq and is a predicted model, not a curated record. The transcript is spliced from 8 exons. Gene Ontology annotation, biological process: tRNA 3'-end processing. Gene Ontology annotation, molecular function: protein binding; tRNA binding.